Messenger RNA from Suillus paluster, 1227 nucleotides. RefSeq lists its product as uncharacterized. The record is from RefSeq and is a predicted model, not a curated record. NCBI's taxonomy places the organism in Eukaryota, Fungi, Basidiomycota, Agaricomycetes, Boletales, Suillaceae. The coding region runs from base 1 to 1227 and encodes 408 amino acids. The transcript is spliced from 2 exons.
AUGAUUCACUCAAAUUCGUCUGUUCAUCCACAACCUUCUCCACCUCGAUCGUUCUUCUGUUGUUGGGAUUGGUGUAGACUCACCUUUCCAACUGUCGACGAGCUUGCUUCUCAUGUUAGACAUAAUCACAUCUCGAAACUUCAGCCGAUGAGUAAAAAGGAAAUCAUGCUCAUGAGGAAGCAGGAUGCAGAGGAGGCUCAAAGCAUAUCUGUGUCAUCGGGGAGCUCGGUACCAGUGCACCAUUCCAACGGUCGAUCACAGUUAACGCGUGCCGAUUCUACUGAUCAAGGCUCGUCAGGCUCUCCGCCUGUCGAAUUAUCACGACCGCCUCCAUCGCAAGUCCUGAGCCCAGGCCCAUUGACGCCUCCUACCACCUAUCUCCCUGCGUCGUCUCCUCUGCCGGAGCAAACGCCCCCACCGCUCGCAGUGCAUGGGGCUGUUCUGCAUCAACCCUCUCCUGUACUGCAAACUGCACCUGCAAGAGGGCAUGGAUUCCCAUCUUUUGCUCAGCUGUCGUCACCAGCUGACACCUCAUCUAUCGCGUCUCUUCCACGAUCACCAGACCUAAGCACGCUUUCUCUCCGCCCUAAUGUCGCGGCUCAAAUCGACGCCUUUGACCGGCGACACAGUAGACUUAGCGAGAUUGCUCAGGCACAUCCUAAUAUUCGAUCUUUGGAUCACUCUCGCUCUCACUCAUCGAGCUCGUCGCAAGAUGCGGUGGAGCAACAGCUCACACGGGAGGAUGUGAUGGACGUUAGUGCUCAGAUCCAAGCACCAGAGGUGGUUCACAACGGUGCGGUAAAACGUGCAGCAUUGUCUACCUCCGAGGACCCAGCUACCAUCAUUACGAGCACGAUUGUGGACGGCGCUGACGCUGAUCUCCAGUGGCCUGAAUCCGAACCAGAGUACACUCCCAGGAGCCAGCCACGACAGCUCUCUCCGCCAAUCGAGAGAGAGGAAGCUGAGCGCAUGGAAUAUCGCGGUUCUCCCGUUGUAACACAGAACGACAGAGGGAGAACCUUCCGUUCUGGCACGCUUCAUAUUUCACCGUUGCCCAAACACACUGUACCAGGACCAGCAUUGGAGCCUUCCCAAUCGUCGCAAGACUCUCAAGAGACUUCCAAUUCGGGUGUUUCGCAGAGUUCUGCACAUUCUUAUCCACUAGUGCUUCAGACGCAGGCACCAUACCAGAGCCAGUCAUACGACCUUUCACAAAAUCAGGCGUAG